Messenger RNA from Caenorhabditis briggsae, 1416 nucleotides. Gene Ontology annotation, biological process: microtubule-based movement. Lineage: Eukaryota; Metazoa; Nematoda; Chromadorea; Rhabditida; Rhabditidae. The transcript has 6 exons. The record is from RefSeq and is a predicted model, not a curated record. Gene Ontology annotation, molecular function: kinesin binding. The coding region runs from base 1 to 1416 and encodes 471 amino acids. Gene Ontology annotation, cellular component: cytoplasm; kinesin complex; membrane-bounded organelle.
AUGACGCAAGACGAUGUAACAACUGGUUUGCGGACCGUCCAACAGGGUCUUGAAGCUCUUCGUGAAGAGCAUUCAGCUAUCUCAAACACCUUGGAAACAAAUGUCAAAGAUGUAAAAGAAGAUGAAGCUCCACUUCCAAAGCAGAAGCUUAUCCAAAUUGACGAUAAUUUGGAUAAGUUGAUGUGCGGAGUCGAUGAGACGUCUAUGAUGUUGAUGGCGUUCCAACUAACCCAAGGAAUGGAUGCUCAGCACCAGAUGUACCAAGCGCAAAGAAGUCGUUUAUGCCAGGAGAAUGAGUGGCUUCUUGAUGAGUUGAAAUCUUUUCAAAUCAAACUUCAACAGUCGGAACGGAUGGUUGCUCAGCUGGAAGAGGAGAACAAGCAUCUCAAGUAUAUGGCCUCAAUCAAGCAGUUUGACGAUGGCGCUCAAGCCGACACAAAGACUGUUGUUAAUUCUGGACCUCAACCAGUCACUAGUGAAACUCUCCAAGAACUUGGAUUCGGUCCAGAAGAUGAGGAAGAUCUUAACACCAGUCAGUUCGCACAACCAACUCCAGCUCCUUCGAUGGCUUCUGCUGUUGUUGGAUACGAAAUUCCAGCUCGCCUUCGUACUAUUCACAAUCUUGUCAUUCAAUACGCUUCUGAAGGAAGAUACGAAGUUGCAGUUCCAUUGUGUAAACAAUCUUUGGAAGAUCUUGAAAAUACCAUUGGACACGCCCAUCCAGAUGUUGCAACGAUGCUAAAUAUUUUGGCUCUCGUCUACAGAGACCAGAACAAGUACAAAGAGGCUGCAAAUCUUCUGAAUGAGGCUCUCAGUAUUCGUGAAAAAUGUCUGGGAGAGACGAAAACGUGGAAAAAUCAAGGAAAAUAUGACGAAACGGAAAAGUAUUAUAAGAGAGCUUUAGAAAUUUAUGAGAGCAAACUGGGACCAAAUCAACCUGAAGUGACAAAGACGAAAAAUAACUUGUCGUCAGCUUACCUGAAACAAGGAAAAUACAAGGAAGCAGAGGAUUUGUAUAAGCAGAUUCUGAAUCAAGCUCACGAGAAAGAAUAUGGUCAAGUCAGUGGAGACAAUAAGACAAUUUGCCAAAUAGUCGCCUCAGCUCUCAAAAAACUCGGAGAUCUCUAUCGUCGACAAGGAAAGUACGAAGCCGCUGAGACAUUGGAAGACGUUGCGUUCAGAGCCAAGAAGCAGCAUGAACCACUUCGAAGUGCAGCACUUGGAGGUGUUGAUGAAAUGAGCCAUGAAUGCACUCGGAUUCAAUUCCUGAACUUAGCACAAAGGACUGAGCUUAUUGUUCUUGUCCUCCCCAGAGAGAAAUUAUUUCAGAUAAAAGCUUUUUUAUUUUUCAUUUUUUCUGUUGUGAUGUGCAUGAUUUUUCAUUUUUCAAUUGAUUUCCUUUUCCUCGUGUUUUAG